Messenger RNA from Drosophila busckii, 1662 nucleotides. RefSeq names its product protein rolling stone. The transcript is spliced from 8 exons. The coding region runs from base 556 to 1533 and encodes 325 amino acids. The record is from RefSeq and is a predicted model, not a curated record. Gene Ontology annotation, cellular component: membrane. NCBI's taxonomy places the organism in Eukaryota, Metazoa, Arthropoda, Insecta, Diptera, Drosophilidae.
ACUCACCAACGAGUAUUCGCGUUUAGCUUAUAACAACCACUGUGCGCUGAGCAGUUGUCGCUUGGUGUGAACACGGUACGAUCAGUGUUGGAACAGACAUCGCGGCAUCAAGUCGAGUUUUGUUUUCGUUAAACCUAAUGUUAAUGAGUUUAUAAAAAGGCAAGCCAAGUAUACAAGCGCGGGAAUCCCAAAAAACAACACAUCGGACAUGCUAAUGGCAUUAUCAAGUUGACGGAUUAAAGAUUCAAUACUAUUCUGGUGGUUUGAGUAUUGUGGAGACCAAACACAUGAGCCAUAUUCCAGAAUCGAACGAAGGGGCGAGAAGAGAACUUUUAAAAUAAGUCUAGACUUUACGUAGCAGAUAUCAAGCGAUUAAAAAUAAAAACUGCCUUCAACGAUGUCAUGUCUAUAAAUUGUUUGAAUUGCACAACACACAGCUUGGAGCCCAGAGAGUCAGUUGCGUGUCUGGAGAAGCUACACAAGUCAUUUGUUAAGCAACAGUUAAACGGAAACUGUUUGAAGUUAAGCUGCUAGUUUUAUAUCGAUAUCGAUAAGAUGACAAAGCUGCAGGUGAUAUUGCAUCCAGUGCGGAAAGAGUUUAGACGCAAGCGUUGCGGAUUCGAUCAUGAUACGCCUGAUGAUUUUGUCAAGUCGCAAUGGCAAACGUGUACGAAGAGCACGGCGUAUUUGUUCUAUCGCUGGUUCAUGGCCCUUUUCUUUAUUGGCGUUGUCGUCGAGUCCAUGUGGCCGGUGGCCGAUGAUGAGACCAGCUAUUGGUUAUACUUUAUCUAUAUGACCAAUUGGGGCAUCUGGCUUUGCAUGCUGACCAAUUUACUGGGCGCAUUGCUCGUUACCAUCUGGCAUUACCAUCCUGAGUAUGCGGACAAACUUCUUAAUAUGCAGGCUUGGACAAGUCCCUUUCGAAUUUACUGGGGUAUGCAUAUGAUCGCACUGGUCUUAUCGAUUGUCAUUACGAUCAUUUACUGGAGCAUUCUUUACGAUGCUAAUGAAAGCACUUUGGAUGCGACAAAUGUCCUAACGCAUGCCCUCAAUUCAGUCUGCAUGUUCAUCGAUCUGUGGAUUGUGGCCCAUCCCUUGCGCCUGUUGCAUAUCUUUUUGCCAGUAUUAUUCGGCAUUGUCUAUGCCAUAUUCUCCUAUAUCUAUCAAAUGUGUGGCGGCAUGAACAAGAAAGGCAAGCCUUAUAUCUAUCAUGUAAUCGACUGGACCCAACCAAGCAACGCUUUCCUGACUGUACUCGGUGUGCUGGUGCUCUCCUGCGUCAUCUAUGCUCUGCUCUUUGCCUUCUUCAAGCUGCGUCUGUUUCUCUCGCGUAGCUGUCGACAGGGCACCUUUGUCCUGCCCACCACAAGCAAGCAGUGCGACAAGAUGCCAAACGGCAAGCAGAGCACGGCCACGCCCACGCCCAGUGGCAUACAACAUUCGCCCUCAAGAAUUUCCAUGGUCUUGAGCAACUUUGAGGGCUAUGAGAAUCAAGCAUACGCUGCAGGCGCUGGCGAGCAAAAGUCAGGCUAAGUCCAGUUGGGGGGCAUUAGGGGAUAUUUUCAACUGCUUUGUAGCUAAACUAAUGAUUCUAUGAUAGACAAAUUAUAUUUUUAAAAUUAAUGUUUAGUAGUACUUCCAACGCGUGAUAUUGUAUUAUUU